Molecule: messenger RNA, 3985 nt
Organism: Argiope bruennichi
Lineage: Eukaryota; Metazoa; Arthropoda; Arachnida; Araneae; Araneidae
Product: chaoptin-like
Exons: 6
Coding region: 216-3947 (1243 amino acids)
Molecular function (GO): protein binding
Source: RefSeq, a predicted model, not a curated record
GGAUGCAACAAUCCGACCGGAUUCUUGAGAACCGGACUUCAUAUUUUCUUGCUAACGGUAGAGUUUUAGUUAUCUUUCCUUAUUGUUGGCAGUUAAGAAUUGGAAAUAUCAUUGAUGCCAAAAUGAAAUUAAUUUUAACAGGAAAUCCUUUCUGUGACGUAUGCUACAAAAACAGAGGAAAACUAUGAUGAGUAAAAAAAUUAUAAAGCUCUUUCAUGAUGACACGUUUGUUGAUUACUUUGGCAACCAUUUUCAUUCUGCAAGCCGGAACAAAAUCCGCCGAACCAUGCGACUGGAAUCCGCUGUGCACGUGCAGGAAAUCACACCACGACGUCGUGUGUCGAUCGGUGCCGUUUGCCAACUUCCCCAAGUUGCCUCUGGGAGACAUAUACCAAGUGACUGUUAUUCGUUCAGCUAUUUCUGUGCUAGAUAAUAACUUAUUUGAGGGUACUAACGUGGCGUCCUUGCAUUUGAUGCAAAACAACAUUGUCCAGAUCUUGCCGAAAGCAUUCCAUGGAUUGGAAAAUCUUUUGACUACACUAGACUUAAGUCAUAAUCAACUCACAGAGGUGCCUUUUGGAGCUCUGAGGCUGCUGAAUAACCUUCAGUGGCUGAACUUGCAAGGAAAUUUGCUAACUAGUAUCCACAUCAGCCAGUGGUCACACUUGAAAUUCAAAGCGGUCUUGAAAAAUUUGUUUUUAAAUGAUAAUAAUAUCAUCAGUAUCAAAGAAAGUGCCUUUACCCACUUCACUAACCUCACGUUACUAGAUUUGAAAGGAAACUAUAUUCACGAUGUGGAUGGCAGCUCUUUUCCAGAUGGACUCUCAUCGCUGUCUCUUGCAAACAAUCUACUUAAAACUGUGCCUCUACAUGCCAUUUAUACUUUGAAAAAUCUCCGAUAUUUGUACUUAUCUAAUAAUGUGAUCAGAAAACUCCCAUGUCCUUUCCAUAUGCAUACUACCAAACUAGAGAAAUUAGAUCUGUCUAACAACUUGCUGACAUAUCUCCAAGACUGUAUCUUCAAUGGAUCAUUUACUAUAAGGGAAUUGUGUCUGGAUUUCAACUUUAUAAAAUCGGUUCCUGCCAGAGUAUUCAAGAACACGCAACUUCAGAGAUUAUCUAUAACGAACAACCGGUUGUUAAACCUUCAUUCUGACGCCUUCUCUGGAGUAGAAGUGACACUUACAAAUUUAGAUCUCAGUUUCAAUUUGAUGGUUGAAUUUCCUGCGCCGGCGAGAGAUCUUAAAUCUUUACUUUUCUUGUCAUUGAAGGGGAAUUACUUGAAGAAGCUGCACAAAGAGGACUUUCAAACCACCAGAAACACUCUGGAAGUCCUCGAUUUAUCUGGAAAUAGUUUUACAAGUGUGCCAACUAUUGCUCUGCAGCCACUCAUGAGAUUAACGCGAUUAAGUUUGCAAGAUAACAGAAUAAAAAGUGUAAAUGAAAAUGAUUUCAAGGGUUGGAGUCAUACGCUGACUACGUUGAGUUUAGCCAAUAAUAAAAUGGUUCAUUUGUCUCACAGAGCUUUAUAUCAUUUAAAGAAACUUCGGGAGUUAAAGCUGUCCUUCAACAAUCUUGCUCAUUUGGAUAAAUCUGUUUUCCUACCUCUUCGCCAUUCUUUAGAAGUUUUAGAGUUAAGUUCUGCAUUCGGUCGCCAAAAUUAUCCGAUUGAUGUAUUCAUAAAACCAUUAGAAAAUUUAGAAUGGCUUUUGCUUGAUAAUAAUGAUAUCACAAUAAUUUCAUUUUCUUUUAUUAAUCAAUUAAAACGUUUGAUACACUUUGAUAUCAGUAGCAAUAACAUAAAGAAAUUACCAAGCGAUAUAUUUCUUAGAGCAAAAUACAAUCGACUUAAUUCUAUACACAUUAGUAAUAAUAGAAUAAACAACUUGAAAUGCUAUUCAUUCCAAAAUAUGCAUUCUGCUUCACAGAUUUUUUUAUUCAACAAUAAAAUACAGGUUAUUGAAAGUUGGGCAUUCACUAAUUGUUCAAAUUUACAUAGUGUUGUUUUAUCUAAUAAUCACAUAAGGUCUAUAGAGUCAUCUGCUUUUUAUAAUUUAAGUAAAUUAUCAAAUGUGUAUUUACAAGACAACAAUCUACACUUAUUUUCUCUGGAUAUAUUUGAAGGCAAUACAUCGCCAAUGAAUAUUAAUUUAUCGAAUAACUUCAUAGAGAUUUUGUCUCUUGGAAACAGUACAACUUCUUGCAAGUUGAACCUCAAAUCUUUAGAUUUAACAAAUAACAAAAUAAUUGAGGUACCUCGAAUGUUUUCAGCUUCUAUAUCAAAUGAUUUACAAUGCUUAUUUUUAUCUUAUAAUAAGAUAUCAAAUUUAUCAGGUAGUUUUUUUCCUAAAUUACAGAUUUUGCAUUUGUCUCAUAAUAAUAUCCAUUCUUACACAUCAUUCGUCUCUCGCUGUUGCCCUAAUGUGCAAAUUCUGGCAUUAGAUCACAAUGCCAUACCUGUAAUUGAAGACAAAUCUUUCAGGGAAAUGCAGAGCUUGCGAAUUUUAGAUCUGAGUCACAACAAAAUAACUUCACUUCCUGAUAAUGCUUUUACAGGAACCAAGUUAGAAAGAUUAAACAUUUCUCACAACUUUCUAACAACAAUUCCCGUGACUGCUAUUGGACCAGUGAGAAACUCUUUCAAAUUUCUAGACAUAUCAUCCAAUAGAAUAACAAACUUGCUUCCGGAAAUGUUCACUAUAUCCAAUAAAAUUCAAACCUUGAAUUUGUCUUCCAAUCAAAUAACAACGCUGCAUGAGCUGAGCUUUAAAGGUUUAAGUCACCUUCUCGAACUAGAUCUUUCGCAUAACGAACUGAAAAGUACAUUCAAGGAAACAUCACUCAAAUAUUCAAAUCAUUUGCAUGCGCUACAUGUAAAAAAUUGCAGCCUGAUGUCACUUCCAACUCUGGUAUUGCCUAAUUUACUCGUGCUUUCACUCAAGGACAACUUCUUUUACAACAUAUCCAAUCAUGUCCUAAAAUUUUCCAAUCAGCUGGCCUGUUUGGACCUGGCCGGUAACUUCUUGAAAGAUGUCCCAUCCCAUCUUUGGAAGAAGAUAAACAAGCUGAGGGAACUGGACAUGUCAAAUAAUCCGAUUCCUAGUUUGAGAGUGAAUAGUUUUGCUAACUUGGAAAGACUUCAGAAUUUGGACAUUAGGAGACUUCCUUUAAAAUGGUUGGAUCCAAGAGCUCUCCAUGGCUUAAGGUUUCUGACUUCCUUCAAAACAGAUUCUUAUGCUUCAGUUCGUUCGUUUCGUCUCCAAGAUAUUCUUUCUCAUGCCUCAGCCCUCCGCGGCGUUACGAUAAACAUAGAAGAAUCCUCAUUAUCGCACCAGAUUCAAAGUGCCUUUGGUACAAAAUUACGAGAACUGGUUAUAACCGGUUACAAUUUACGAAGGAUAUUCCCAGAUGCUUUCUCUGGCCUGUCUACCCAUGAACUGACCAUCAGGAUUAAAGGAACUAUGAUAUCCGAAUUCCCUGCUGGUUUACUGAGGUACCUCAGUGAUGUGAGAUUUCUAACUCUGGAUCUAAGGAACAACCAGCUGAUGACAAUGACUAAAGAAGUGUUGGCAGAAUUUACUAGAAAUGGACUUGAUGUUGAUCAAACUCAGCACAUAUUAGGUGGUGUCUUACUGGAAGAUAAUCCAUGGAUUUGCUCUUGUGAACUUCUAUGGAUGGGAAAAUGGUUACGAAGAUGGCUCCGAGAAACAUUCCAUGUCCACAUGCUCAGUACCGAAGCGAUGCUGUAUGUCAACAGUGUAGCUAGAAAGACUAAAUGUUCAGUCCUCAAUACUAAUGUUACUAUCUCUGUGAUAGAUUUGAAGUCUUCUGACAUUCACUGCGACAUCAGUAAUGGAAACACAUUUUGUGCGUCUUAUAGAAGAUCACUCCUUGCAUUUUCUGUCAUAUUUAUGAUAUAUUAUUUUCAAUUUAAAUGUACAUUAUGACAUUAGAAAGUGAAAUAUAAAUCUUAAAUAGACACUUC